Molecule: messenger RNA, 1351 nt
Organism: Thrips palmi
Lineage: Eukaryota; Metazoa; Arthropoda; Insecta; Thysanoptera; Thripidae
Gene: mRpS22
Product: 28S ribosomal protein S22, mitochondrial
Exons: 7
Coding region: 205-1287 (360 amino acids)
Cellular component (GO): mitochondrial small ribosomal subunit
Molecular function (GO): structural constituent of ribosome
Source: RefSeq, a predicted model, not a curated record
GAAGUACUGUUUACCAGAGCUGUUUUACGAUUUUUUCGGCUUUUGGCAUCUAUAGAGAGGGUUUUUCAUUCAUCCUCUUGAAUUUUUAAUUUUUUAGAAAAAAUAAUAUUGGAGCAUUAGUUUUCUUGAGCCGACGAAUUCGGUCAAAAAACUUAUCCGGUCGUUUCUGCCUGACGUUAGCAGACGGCAGACGCAGAUGUAAACAUGGCGUUAGCUUCCAGGACCUUAAAAUGUAUUAGAAACAUCAAUAGAAACGUUUCGUAUCUAACUCAACACACGAGAGUUACCCCUAAUAGACAGAACGUGUCGAGAAUUAUAUGCAGAUAUUAUGCUCGUACUGUCUUGGUCAAAACUGGAGAUGUGGCUGAGAAAAAACAACGAGAUCCGGCUAUGUUCUUUUUCAACGAUGAUGUCCAGAGUUGUCUGCUUGAAAUGAACCUGCGCUAUGCAUCAAAGGUUUUUGAGCCACGAAAAGAAGGCCAGGAGCUAGCCCCUGCAGAACUUAAAUUUCUGACAGAAGAAGAAUUGGAAGAGGCACGACAAAAAGCUGCUGAAACUUCCAUUUAUUAUCUCCAGUUGCCGCCAGUGCUCCAAGCACAUCAGGAAACUGUUGAAAUCCUUUCUAAAGAUCCAGAAUUGCAAGGACUAGAAGAAUCCAAAAUAUUGGCCAUAGAUAUUUCUUUUGGUGUUCCUGACAGGGAGAGACUUAUCGUGGCCCGAGAUUUAGAUGGAACCUUGCGCCAUGCAAGCAGAGAGGAGCGAAGUCGUAUGAUUCAGACAUACUUUCCAGAUCCAUCAAGAACUCUGGAACCUCCUGCACUAUUCUCUCCCAAAAACCUUCUGUCCCUGCUAGAGAGGUCAGAAUUUGAAUUUAUUCUGGACAGAGCAUGUGCUCAGUUUGAACCAGACGAUGUUGAAUAUGUAUCCAUAACAUCUCAAACCUAUGAUUACAUAGAGGAAAAUGGAAAGUUUGAAUAUCUUGUUGGAACAAGACACUAUGGCUCAUUGGCCUUCUACUUAGCUUUCUAUGGGAAAUUGGAUAGAUUCUUAAAUCAUUGCAUUUCUUCGCGGAGAAUUGAAGACGCAGUAUCUGCAGUUAAUGUCUUUUACCUGUGUAGACCUAGUAUUGUAGAUUACAAGAAACCUUCAUCGCCUGAUGACUCAGAUUUUAUCAAGGCAUAUAUCACCUCGCAUGCCAAAGAAAAAGGAACUUUAUCAAUGACUCUGAAUGCUUAUCUGGAGUUACAUCUACCCACAGCGGCAGAUGAAGCCAAACUUAGCAGUUAAGUUUGUUCAUGUAUUUUUCACAUCUUGUUAUAAGUACUCAUGUCCAAUAAACAACUUUCAAUUA